CAAUAUCAUCUUGGUGUUUUUUGUGCCGCCGCCAUUUCACCAGACGAAAGACUCGAAGCAGCGUGCGAGCUCUUUUAGCGCUGGUGGCGACGAAACACGACUGAGCAGCGACCCUCGUUGAUUUUACGACUUUAAACGCGUUUUUAUCUGUUUCUAGACCUAGUCUGCGUGGUUUAGAACAGUGUAAUCUGAAAACGGAGGAGGACCGCGAACAUCUGAAGGCAAAAUGUCGUCUGAGGUUAAACCAGAGAAACAAGAACAAGGAAAUAAUGUGAAUGGCAAGUCCAACCAUGAGUCUAGAAAGGAGAGGCCCCAGAAGCGCGGUGGUGGGGGCCGGUUUGAACCUUACGGGAAGCCCAACAAGAGAUACCGGGUGUUUGUCAGCAACAUUCCCUAUGAUGUUAAAUGGCAAACUCUAAAAGAUCUCAUGAAGGAAAUAGUGGGUGAGGUAACGUACGUGGAACACUUAAUGGACGGAGAAGGCAAAUCAAGGGGUUGUGCGGUGGUGGAGUUCAGAACUGAAGAGCUCAUGAAAAAGGCUGUAGAGAAAGUCAACAAACAUGUCAUGAACGGUCGUCCUCUCAAGGUCAAAGAGGAUCCAGAUGGAGUGAUUGCCCAGCGUGAAGCUAAUCGGGCUCACGGAGGUGGAGGUGGUGGUGGUGGCGGACCCCCAGGCAUGGGUGGAGGCAUGGGUGGAGGCAUGGGAGGAGGCAUGGGUGGAGGCAUGGGGAUGGGCCCAGGACCAGGUGGUCCUUCCAUGGUCAACAUCCCUCCCAGUCUCAUGAACAACCCCAACAUCCCCAAUGAGGUCAUCCACGGACUCCAGGCUGGAAAAAUCGGAAGCUCCAUUUUUGUGGCCAAUCUGGACUACAAGGUUGGGUGGAAGAAGCUAAAGGAGGUGUUUGGAAUGGCUGGAGUGGUUGUGCGUGCAGAUAUCCUGGAGGAUAAAGACGGGAAGAGUAGGGGAAUGGGAACUGUCACAUUUGAAAUGCCCAUUGAGGCUGUUCAAGCAGUCUCAAUGUUCAACGGACAGCUCCUCUUCAACAGGGUCAUGCAUGUCAAACUGGAUGAGAAAUCCCUUCCCAAAGGUGACUUCGCACCACCAGAACGUCCUCCUGCACUUCCUCGUGGUCUGAGUGGUAUCGGUCUCGGUCUGGGACCUGGCGGUCAACCCAUCGAUGCUACCCAGCUCAACCGGGGUGGGAUGGGCAAUAUGGGACCAGGAGGAAUGGAUGGAAUGGGAUUUGGUGGCAUGGGUAGAAUGGGAGGGAUGGAUAAUUUUGGAGGUGGAAUGAACAACAUGGAUCGUUUCGGCCCCUCUGGAAUGGGAAGAAUGAAUGAUAUGGAUCGUGGAAUCGGCGGUGGUUUUGACAGAGAUUUCAGUGGCCGUAAUGACAUGGGCAUGUCUCGUAGCAACUUUGGAGACACAUUUGACAGAGGAAUGGGGAACUCCAUGGGAAUGGAUCGCAUGAAUGCUGGCAUGGACCGGCUUGGUGGCGGCAUGGACCGCAUGGGAGGACUGGACCGAAUGGGAAUGGAUCGCAUGGACCGCAUGUCUGAUCUAGACCGAUUGGGAACUGGCUUCGACCGAAUGGGUUCAGGGAUUGACCGACUGGGUCCCAGUAUGGAUCGGCUGGGAACAGGCCUUGACCGCAUGAGCUCCAGCGUGGACCGCAUGGGCCCUGGUGGGUUCGACCGCCUGGGGCCGUCCGGUAUGGAUCGCAUGAGCGGCGGGAUGGACUUUGCCUCUCCUAUGGGCAUGGACAGGAUGAACACAGGCAUCGACCGAAUGGGUUCAAACUUCGACCGCAUGGGCUCCGGUGGCAUGGACCGCUUCCCUUCCUCUGGUCUGGACCGCAUGGGUUCCGGCAUGGAUCGGAUGGGCUCUGGUGGCGUUGGUGGGCAGUUUGACAGACCUGCUGAUAUGGAUCGUGGCAAUUUCGGGACUCCUUUCAGUGGGUCUGGACAAGGAGGGCCAGGGACUGGUGGAGCCAAUGCCAGGAAGGGCUGCCAGAUUUUUGUCAGAAAUCUGCCCUUUGACUUCACUUGGAAGAUGUUGAAGGACACUUUCAAUUCAUGUGGCAUUGUGCAGUAUGCAGACAUAAAGAUGGAGAACGGCAAGUCUAAGGGCUGUGGUGUGGUGCGCUUUGAUAAUCCUGAGACCGCCGAGCGAGCCUGCCGCACCAUGAAUGGCUACCGGCUCAGCGGGCGAGAGAUUGACGUCAGGAUCGACAGAAAUGCAUAAUCGUUAUCUUUGCCUACUGAUUCCUUCCACCCCCUCACUAAGCUUUCCAAAUUAGUUGUCGGUUACAUAUUUGUAUUUGUGCCGAAUGGUACACUUUUAGUUUUGCCUAUGACUUUUAGAGACCAAAUGUUUUUUGUUUUUUCUCCCCAAUUUUUAUUGUGACGCUUUCCAAGAAAUUGCCUUUGUUAAAGGUUUGCUAAUAAAUCUCAACACUGAGAACUUGA
Molecule: messenger RNA, 2469 nt
Organism: Carassius auratus (goldfish)
Lineage: Eukaryota; Metazoa; Chordata; Actinopteri; Cypriniformes; Cyprinidae
Product: heterogeneous nuclear ribonucleoprotein M
Exons: 16
Coding region: 227-2245 (672 amino acids)
Cellular component (GO): nucleus; ribonucleoprotein complex; cytoplasm
Molecular function (GO): mRNA binding
Source: RefSeq, a predicted model, not a curated record